Messenger RNA from Naumovozyma dairenensis CBS 421, 1692 nucleotides. RefSeq names its product acetyl-CoA:L-glutamate N-acetyltransferase (gene ARG2). The record is from RefSeq and is a predicted model, not a curated record. Lineage: Eukaryota; Fungi; Ascomycota; Saccharomycetes; Saccharomycetales; Saccharomycetaceae. Gene Ontology annotation, molecular function: L-glutamate N-acetyltransferase activity, acting on acetyl-CoA as donor; arginine binding. The transcript has a single exon. Gene Ontology annotation, cellular component: mitochondrial matrix. Bases 1 to 1692 code for a protein of 563 amino acids. Gene Ontology annotation, biological process: L-arginine biosynthetic process.
AUGUGGAAACACAUCUUUUCAAAUGGUCUAAGAUACGAACAACAAAAUGCAUCCUCGAAGAAUUUGAUUCUAUCAGUCCUUAAUACUACUACAACAAAACGUGAAGCUAAAGACUAUUUGACCAAAUACACAAAUGAACAAGAAACUAUAAACCAUUGUCUUUUAUUUAUCCGUCAUUUGCAUGCAUUCCCCACACAAACUUUGUCAAAAUUAUCCAAUUCUAUAAAAAGAUUAAGAAUGUUGGGAUUGAGACCUAUUUGUAUUGUACCUCCUACUACUGCAAAAUUAGUUACACAGCAUUCAGAGAUAUUAGAUAAAUUAUUAACUGAUGCUGAAUUGCAUCCUUUACACUUCAAAGAAGGUCUUUCUAAAUCAAGAACUGGUCUUUUCCAUUCUGUCUUGUCAUCAGAAUCCCAAUUGUUCGAUGGGACAAUUGUAGAUAUGGUCCCCAUUAUUAAACCAUACAUUUAUAAUGAGGAAACUGCAUCUGAAUAUAUGGCACCAAAUGUAGUAAAGUUUCUUGAUCAUUUAUGUCAAAAUGUAACUACUCAUAUUGAUAAAUUUUUCAUAUUAAAUCAAAUUGGUGGUAUCCCAUCUAUAGAGAGAAAUGAGAAUGCACACGUCUUUAUAAAUUUAUCACAAGAAUAUGAAAAACUAGCCUUAGAUCUUAAGAAAGAAUUGAAAUAUUUGGCAAAGAGGGAGCCAGAAUCAAGUGAUUUACUACAUAGAAUGGAACUUUAUGCCAAAGAAGAACAAAUUGUUAGUAUGGAAGGGCAAUUAAAUGAACAUUUACAAAAUUUACAAUUAAUGGAUGCAGUAUUAUCGAACCUUUCCACGACCGCUACAGGAUUAAUAACUAAAGUUUCCACUGCAGCAUUAUCAUCAGAUAAUAAAAAUCCUUUAGUGUAUAAUGUAUUAACUGAUAGAUCAUUGAUUUCAUCAUCGUUGCCAAGAUUCAAAAAUACUCGUCAUAAUCAAUAUUCACAUCCUGAUUUACAUUUCCACCCAACUAAUCUCACAGAACAAGAUCCUGUCUAUGUCACUACCGUCUUCAAGAAGGGAAUUCACACAAGGAUUUUCGAUUAUCCAACUUUGACCCAAUAUAAUACCACUGGAUUACCACUUGAGUUCCAUAUUAAAUCCACAGGAAGGUCGAUCCCCAAUUUAGCACCGGAUUUAAAAUUAGAUUUACUUAAAUUGGAAAGAAUCAUAAACGCAUCGUUCCGUCGUAAACUUGAUUUGGAGGAUUAUUUGAGAAGAAUAAAUGGUAAAAUUGCUUCAAUUAUUGUACUCGGUGAUUAUGAAGGGAUUGCAAUCUUAACAUAUGAGGGAUCCAAAGAGAAACCUUUCAUUUAUUUGGAUAAGUUUGCCGUUAUGCCCAAGAUGAAGGGAUCAUUGGGUAUCUCUGAUAUUAUUUUCAAUAUAAUUUUCCAAAAAUAUCCUAAUGAAGUCGUUUGGAGAAGUAGGAAGGAUAAUGUCGUGAAUAAAUGGUAUUUCCAAAGAAGUGUUGGGGUGUUUUCACUCUCUUUGAAUUUGGAUUCUACUGCUUCAUUGAUUGAUCAAAAGGAUAGUAUAUUUAAUUUAUUCUAUUAUGGAGAUCCUGAUAAUUCUGAUAAGAAAUUUAAAGAUGUUACGAGAUUAAAAGAAUAUGCCAAAUAUGUAAGAGAUAUUCAACCAAGUUGGCAAAAAUAA